This is a messenger RNA of Diabrotica virgifera virgifera (western corn rootworm), 444 nucleotides long. RefSeq lists its product as uncharacterized. The transcript has a single exon. NCBI's taxonomy places the organism in Eukaryota, Metazoa, Arthropoda, Insecta, Coleoptera, Chrysomelidae. The coding region runs from base 1 to 444 and encodes 147 amino acids. The record is from RefSeq and is a predicted model, not a curated record.
AUGAUACACAAAAAGGGGUCUAUCGACAAUCCUUCUAACUACAGAGGAAUUGCUCUAAUGUCUUGCGUAGAAAAAAUAUUCACACAAGUAUUACUCAACAGACUUAAUGAGUGGACAGAUAAUAACAACAUUAUUCCUGAAAUUCAAUCUGGAUUUCGAAAACAUCGAAGCUGCACUGACAAUGUAUUUGUUCUUAACUCGAUCAUACAGUCACGAUUAAGGUUAAAAAAACGCAAAGUAUUCGUUGCAUUUGUGGACUACAAUAGGGCUUUCGAUUCUGUUAGCCACAACUUGUUAUGGCAAAAACUGUACAAUAUAGGGGUUAGUGGUCGCAUAAUUUUACUUUUAAGAAAUAUAUACAAUGAAGCAUCAAUGCAAGUAGCUGCGUCAGAUGGAUUCACCUCUCAACUUGAUAUAAGUGCCGGAGUUCUACAGGGUGAAUAA